Molecule: messenger RNA, 10444 nt
Organism: Bombina bombina (fire-bellied toad)
Lineage: Eukaryota; Metazoa; Chordata; Amphibia; Anura; Bombinatoridae
Product: LIM domain-binding protein 3-like
Exons: 10
Coding region: 286-2145 (619 amino acids)
Biological process (GO): muscle structure development; heart development; actin cytoskeleton organization
Cellular component (GO): stress fiber; Z disc; filamentous actin
Molecular function (GO): actin binding; muscle alpha-actinin binding
Source: RefSeq, a predicted model, not a curated record
AAUUAGAAAGUUGUUUAAAAUCGAAUGCUCUAUCUGAAUCAUGAAAACAUUUUGGCUUCAUAUCCCUUUAAGAUGCUGCUCUUUCUAACAGCUGAUAAAACACUUCUGAAUAAAAUGUUCCAUUAGUAUUGCAAUACGCUGUUAGUAAAUGAAACUGUUGCAUUCUGGGAUUUAGGGAUUUAUCUUCUAGAGGUGCAGUAUCAGAUAGUUAAAUAAUAAAUAUACUUGUGUAACUUGCAGAUCUUGUAUAUCUCCUAUUGAGAUUUAAUUCUUUGAAUGUAUUAAAUGAGCGUUCUGCGGAUCAGCUGUAAGCAAAGCAUACUAUCAUUUCUGUUACUCAGCACUGCAGGUGUUACAGCGCCACAGUGUGGCAGUUCUACUGUAUGGCAGCCAUCUAAAUCAGCUCCAGUAGAGGACAACGUUACCCCAAACAAACCAGUGACCUCCAGGGGUUAUUCUGUGAGAUUUGGGGCUGAAACAAGUCCAAGACAGGCCACUUACACCAACCUUGGUCAGAAAGUGCAUAAACCCUCACCCCCUGUUACAUCCGGUUAUAAAAGUAGCCCUGUUGAACAUGCACCGACACCCACCAGCCUAGGAUAUGCUGCCACACCAGCUGCUUCAGCAAAUCAAACCGCUACCGCUGAUCAAUACACAGCACAAAAUUCUGCAUCACCGCUUCCUACAGCUUCUCCAGCCUUUGCAUCUACAGCUUCUCCAGCUUUUGCAUCUACAGCUUCUCCAGCCUUUGCAUCUACAGCUUCUCCAGCCUUUGCAUCUACAGCUUCUCCAGCCUUUGCAUCUACAGCUUCUCCAGCCUUCGCUUCUACAGCUUCCCCGGCCUUCGCUUCUACAGCUUCCCCGGCCUUCGCUUCUACAGCUUCUCCAGCCUUUGCACCUGUAGCUUCACCAGCCUUUGCACCUGAAGCUUCUCCAGCCUUUGUUCAUACUGCUACAGCUCCUGUAGACUCAUAUUUCUCUACUCAUGCUGCUUUUCAACCUUCCAGCAACAGAGCUCCAACAGUAGCGAACGUCUCUCAUCCACAGACCAAACCAUUCCCUGGAGCUAAGAACGUGACUCUCGCAGCAUCCACUAUAUCUUCUGCCAUUUCUGCACAGUCUAGCCAUCAGCAACAAGCUUCAUUUUCUUCCAGCUACCAGUCAAAACUGAGUGCCUCUAGCCAAUCCUUUUCCUCAAUGACAGUCAGCAAAGGUCCAACUCCUUAUGGAGGCCAGAGUGAAACUCCUGCUGCUAAGCCUCGUGUUGUUACCACUGCCAGCAUCAAACCUUCAGUUUACCAACCCAGCCAAGCUCCUGCCCCAGUGCAGUCACAGCCACAGCCACAGCCAAUGACAUAUGCACCUCCCCAACAGGAGCCAUCCAGUCGCCCCCCAUGGGUAACAGAUGAUUCAUUUUCUCAGAAAUUUGCACCAGGCAAAACUACCUCCACUGUGACUAAACACAUCCUGCCAAAAGCUGCCCCUCCUCCUCUUGCUCCAAUAUCCACUCAACCCUACCACCCUCAGCCUGCGGCACCGUCACCAGCUCAGGCUCCCAGGGGUCUAAUACAGCGUGCGGAAAAGUUCCCUGCAAGCAGCAGGACUCCCCUGUGCGGACACUGCAACAGCAUCAUCCGUGGACCUUUUAUUGUGGCUAUGGGCCGGUCAUGGCAUCCAGAGGAGUUUAACUGUGCCUACUGCAAGACAUCCUUGGCUGAUGUGAGCUUUGUGGAGGAGCAGAAGAGUGUUUAUUGUGAACAUUGCUAUGAGCAGUUCUUUGCUCCAACAUGCGCCCGUUGUAAUACGAAAAUCAUGGGGGAAGUGAUGCAUGCUCUGAGGCAGACUUGGCAUACCACCUGCUUCGUCUGCGCUGCUUGCAGGAAACCGUUUGGUAAUAGCCUAUUCCAUAUGGAGGAUGGAGAGCCUUAUUGUGAGAAAGAUUAUAUUGCUCUUUUUAGCACAAAAUGCCAUGGAUGUGAUUUCCCUGUGGAAGCUGGAGAUAAGUUUAUUGAGGCUCUUGGGCACACUUGGCAUGAUAGCUGCUUUAUUUGUGCUGUUUGCCAUGUGAAUUUGGAAGGCCAACCCUUUUACUCCAAGAAAGAUAAACCUCUCUGCAAGAAACAUGCCCAUGCCAUCAAUGUCUAAGGAUGAAUCAUAUGUAUGGGAGACAAAGUGCGCAACAGAACAAUGCGUAUGUUCAGUACUAAAUAAAAUGGGUUGUAUAUCAAUAACAUCAGGAGGAUACUUUCCAUCACUCUAUGCAAAUGUAUCAAAAUAUAAGAUUUACAAAUGCAUUUCUUUUUUGUUUAAAAAAAUGUCCUAAAUGUGAUGUUUUUGUUGGGUAAAAUUCAGUACACUCAUAAUGAAAGCUAAGGAAAUAACUGCAGCUGUAAAAAGCAGUGAGAUUGUUGGAUAAAGCUGUUUGCAACUGUGAUAAAUUAUUAUCUCCAAUUGUUCCUAGCAACAAUAUACUUUCAUACCGAACAUAUUAUUUAUUUUGUUGUCUAUGGAGUUAUGGGGAAUUUAUCAUUUUGUUGAUGAUCAUAAAAUAAUUUUAGGAAUAAAAUAUAAAUUAUACAAAAUAAAUAAAAAAAAAAACAUAGUAGAGAAGACAGAUUAUUGCAAAAAACACUAUCAACAUUAUGUUGAUAUAAUAAACAGUUCACUUAGUAAUCUUUACAGAGAGGUCUGCAUUUAUCUGGUCUGUAAAAUAUUUGUAGCUGAAGGGGUGGAAAUAUUUAUAUAGCCAUGAGGUGCAAUUUUUUGGACACACAAGCUAUUUGACAUUUAAUAUCAGAUAUCUGUCAUUUUAGUUAUUUGUAAUUUUGCCUCCCCCUCCCCCUCUUUUCAGCCAUACAUGUUCUGAGAAACUAUGACCUUCCAUUGCUUUUUUACGGCUGAAUAAAAUCUAUAAAUUGUAAAAUCUGCAGGCACACAAAUUUCUCAUAGCUCAAAACGUAUGCCCACAUCAAUGUGGCUUAGUUCUUUAAUUUUAGUGGUGUUUUUUAUUUUUACAAUUGCUUUUUUUAUAUCACUUCCUCAUGCCACAAUUGUGAGGUUUUGCCAACUAUUUCUUUUAUCAUUUUUUUUGCAGAGGUGCCUUACACUGUGUAUUGCAUCUGACACAACUGGGGUUAAAAACAGCUUUGUAGUAGCUGGAUCUAAAAAUGUUUUGAUGAGAUUGAGUGCAUAGGCUCAGUUAUAGCAAAAAGAAAAAAAAAUAACAGAGUGCCAAGCAACCAGAUGUACAGUAUUUUUAGAGCUGUAGUCGAUAGUGUUUUAAAAUAAAUGAAGUGCAUCUUCGCCAAAAAAGGCAGUGCAAGCUGACUGUUUAUUUCAUGGAUCUCCACAACCUCAGUAAGAACAGACAAUUACACAAUUUAUAGUUCUUUGUGCCAAGAUGGGAUAGUUAUUAACUAACACUUCACAAUUCUUAAAAUAACAAAAUAAAAUAAAUAUAAGAAUCAGGUCAACUGUUUAUAACUACAAGUUCAUUUAAAUACUGUGCUGUGCUUUAUUACAGAUAGGGGAGCAGGGACACACACACACACACAAUCUUAAAACACAAAUUAAAGCCUACUUUAAACACAUAUCAAUAGGUAACAGACACAUGUUUAAUCCGUUUAAUGUCACAGAGGGCUGACUUAUAUUACAAGUAUUUCAACUUUCUUUGUUAGCCAUGGACUUAAAUGGAAAUAUAGCAUGCAAUACAAUGGGCUUUAUUUACUGUAGCAUUAAAGGGACACUGUACUCUGUUAUAUGAAAAAGCAGCAUGUAAACAUAUAGGGAUUUUUUGCAAGAAAAUGUAUUUAAGUAAAAACUGUUUAAAUUGAUGUAUAUAUCAGUGUUACUUGUAUAUUUGCAAAUAUUAAAUAGCUUAUAUUAACAGUAGGUACUUCCUGUUUAUAAAGAAAGUACCUAUCAGCCAAUCAGAAUAAAUAGGGAGUGCUUAUCUGCCAAUAAGCAUUAGUAUGAAGUACACAAGUGAGGCAGUUGUAUUAUUUUAAAAUGAAAUAUCUUUUGCUUCCCCUUCUUUAAUUGAAAAAAGUCCAGUCCACAUUUAGAUGCUACUCUUUUAUAUGAAUAGAAGACAAAUUUGAGUACAGUGUCAUUUAAUACUAAUUUAGUUUACACGCUGUCAUAUUUUAGCAUUGUGGUUUAUUUAAAAAAAAAAAAAAAAAACAUUCUUAGAAAAGCUUUGCUUUUUGAAACGAAUCAGAAAUAUGUCACUUGUUAUAUAUACUCCAUAGACAGCAAACAAAUGUUGUCUGUGUACUGCAAGAGGAAAUAAUUUUUCAUGCUCUCAAGUCAUUGAGAUUUGCAUACAGAAGAUUCUCUGAAAAUGUUACUGAAAUGUUUACAAGUAGCUUAUAGUCUGAAAUGAAUAAUAGUUGUUUUGGGGUGAUGGUGCCUGUAAGAAUUAGGGUUAAAGAGAUACUAAACCCAAAUAUUUUAUUUCAUGAUUCAGAGAGAGCAGCAACUUUCUAAUUUACUCCUAUUAUCAAAUUUUCUUCUUUCUCUUGGUAUCUUUAUUUGAAAAGCAUAAAUGUAAGCUUAGGAGCCGGCCCAUUUUUGGUUCACCACCUGGGUUCCGCUUGCUGAUUGGUUUCUAAAUGUAGCCACCAAUCAGCAAGCGCUAUCCAGGGUUCUGAACCAAAAAUGGGCUGGGUGCUCAGCUUACAUUCCUGCUUUUUCAAGUAAAGAUACCAAGAGAACAAAGAAAAAAAAAUCAUAAUAGGAGUAAAUUAGAAAGUUUCUUCAAAUUGCAUGCUCUAUCUGAAUCAUGGAAGAAAAUAUUUGGGUUUUUAUAUCCUUUUAAAACAUUCAUCUUUUAAAAAAUAUAUAUUUUCUUUUGUCCAGGUUUCUUUAUCAUUGUCCACAGACAUUUUAUUGGCUAGAAAAAAAAGUAUUAAAUACAUAUAGAAGUUCUGUCAGAUUUAAUACUAAAGCAACACUCAAUCCAGCCUUGCAAAGGUAUUGUUCUUCACUAUAACUGGCAAAGAUAUUUAGAUGGAAAUCUAAACAUAAACUCUCAGAGCCAAGAUACAUUUCUUAAAAUGCUUUAAAAGGAUAGCCACGUUUUUUCAAAAUCCACUUGAAAUUUUGAUUGUAAAUAAUAGGAUGGAUGAAGGUUAACGCAUGUUUAGGAAAGGCAAGAAAAGACAUUGAAUAACUUUAAAAUAAUGGAAAAUUAAUGUAUUUUUACAUUAAUCACAGGAGAAAACUGAUACACUUUAUUGGUUUUUAUAUAAAUUAACACUAGUAAGCGCUGGUAAAAAUCAAGAAAAGGGACAUUGAAUGACGAAUUGAUGAACUGACGAUGAACAGCCAAUAAGGGGAGUUUCAUAUUUGAAAGAGAUUGUCAUGAUGAUUUACAUAUUGUUAAAUGAUGAUUAUUAAUUAUCAAAAAAUAUAUUAUUUUUGUCAUAGCCUAUGCUUAACAAAAACAUCAUAUUUAUGAUUGUUCAUGAUAAAUGUAUUUGUACAUGUAUUAUUAACCUACAUGAAUAAUACACAACGAUUCUGUGCAGUUUUACAUUUAUGAUCUUGUUUGUUGAGUGCACAGCACCACUCAUUGCUUAAGUUGUUUUAAAUUUAAUGGUACAUUUUAGUGUAUGAGGUGACCUUCCUGCACUGACAUUGGAAUCUCAGGAUCUCAGAAGACAUUAAAUUCUUAGGGUUUGCCAGAAAUUUCCAGCACCCAGUCAAUCAUAUUGAUUGGUCAUUGGUUCCCUGUGGUUUUACUCUGGGAGAUGUAGUCCUGCUAUCUAUCUAUCUAUCUAUCUAUCUAUCUAUCUAUCUAUCUAUCUAUCUAUCUACAUUUUAACCAAAAAAACACAUAUGUUAUUUAGUGUGUCAGAAGCUCAAACUUGACACAGUAAACGCUACAGAACCACCAGCCUCAGGAAAUAUGACCCUCAUUUAUAUUUCCAUACUAAAGAUAAACUGCAAAUAUGUAUAAUUGUUUUAAUGUGAAUACAGUGGGAAGUUCCAAUAAGGGUUGAUAAUUAAUGUUUUCAUUUUGUUCCUCUUUUACUUCAUACAGAGUCUAUUCCGUUCCAAAAAAACAAAUAGCCAAUAUAUAUAUAUAUAUAUAUAUAUAUAUAUAUAUAAUUUCAGCUGCAUUAUUGCAAAAAAACCCUAUAUAUAUUAAAUAUUUUUAAGCAAACAACCAAUUUAUAAAAAGAUCUAAUAGGCAACAGAUGGAUAGAAGAAGACAAGUAGAUAGAUAGAUAGAUAGAUAUAUGAAAGAUAGAUUGAUUCAUUAUGAAAAGUAUAGUUUAAAUAAAUAAAUUAGCUAACACAAUUUAUAGUUGAUACCUUGAAUGUCUAACAGAGAACACAACUGCCUGAUAACUUAUAAACAAACAAUAGAUAACUUGUAAAUCACAAUAAGCAAUAUAAGUGAACAAAAAAUGUGAUAUAGUGCACUAUCAAAGGAUAUAUAUUUUGUGUUAAAAGUCCCAAAAGUAUUUAAAAAGUCCCAAAUUGGAUGAAAAUGUUGUUUAAAAGAAAAAGGAAAACCAUCCGCUUACAAAGACCGUGGUAACACACACAGAGGUGGGGAUUUGUAAAAUUGGAGCUUGUAAACCUCUAAAAUAAUAGACGUGUGUUACCGCGGUCUUUGUAAGUUGAUGGUUCUCAUGUUUUUAACAAUACCCUAUGGGGAAAAAACAGUGGCUGUUAGAACAACUUUGAAUAAAAACAUACAUAAUAACCCAUUGGUGCAUGUAGGCCCUCAUAAAUUAUCUUUUUAGAGGUGGUUUUUAAAUUAAAUGUUAAUGAAAAAAUAUAUAUAAUGAAGCUUAUAACAUAAUAUACUGUAUAUUAUAGUAAUAUACAGAGAACAAUUUAAAAUAAAUAUUUUUGUUUGAAGUUUAACUUGGACUAAAACCCUAAAUUCUAAAACAAAACUCCUUGGUAGGGGAAAAAUUAAUCAUAGACAGAAAUGCUGGUUGACGUUUUUUUAUUUUAUUUAUUAAUUAUAAAAAGUAUCAUGGGCACAGCUUUUGCAUUUUUUUUUCUUGUGAUUAUUUACUAAAAAUAAAUAGUAUUUUUAAUUGAGGUUUUGCAAACCUACAUGUAAAAAAAUCAAUAGUUUUAGAGAACUUUGUAUCACUGUGAUUGAAAUUGAAUUUAAAUAUAUAUUAUGAAGUGAAAUAUAAAAAUAUAUAGAAAAAAAAUAAUUUGUUGCUAAAAAAAGACUGAUAUUACAUGACGUGCAAAUUUUUCUAACAUUUUCUAAUAAUAUUUCAUGUUUAAGUAAUGUCUUGUUAAAUUAACAGUUUUUAAGAGUUAAGAGUUUUCAGCUGAAUAAGUCAAUUUUUAUUUAAACACAGCUUCUAAAGUAGAUUUUUUGUUGCCUUAUUGCUGUACCUAACAUACUAAAAGUGUUGACAAUUUAAUAUUAUGACAUUUAAGUUAUAGAUAGAUAGAAACUUAUGAAAAAAAAUGAAUAUUGUAAUAGCUGUGAUACAUCUGUGUUUUAUUUAUUAUAGAGUGUGUGUGAAAAUAGUUUAUUAUAAAUGCUAUAUUUUAAUUAAUUUUGACAAGCCUUUAUUGUACUCAACUAAUUUAAGAUAAUUAGAAUAUAUUUACAUAUUUAGAUUUCUAGGACAUGUCAUCUACCAGUGAUCUGAAAUCUACUUUUAGAUAGGAUUUUAUUAUUAUUAUUUUUUUCACAAUGGUUGUCGAUUUUUAUUAGUAAGGAGCAUUCUUUAAAAAGGGAUAUUGUAUUAAAAAUUUUAGUAAAAAUUGUAACAGGUUUAAGAAACAUUUGUUAAAAUUUAAACUAGCAGAAAAUACAAAUUUGUGUACAAAUUAUACUGCUGUAUUAAUGGUCACUGGCUGAUGGAGACAAUUAAAGCAGCUCUGUUUAAAGAGGUAAAUGUGUCUCCAUAAGUAAAAUCUGAUUUAAAUAGCACAGCAACAUACAUAUUUUAAAGCAAAACAACGUAAUGUAAUGUAAAAUUAAACAAAUAAAUAAUGUGUACAAUAUCUCUUUAAGUGGGACAGAUUUUAACCCUUGCUUUGUGAUGUGCCUUGCAUCUAUUGUACUGUAAGAAUGCACUGGGUAUUUUUCAAAAGUAACACUGCUAAUAGUUUGUAUUUUUGGCUAUAAUUUUAUAUUUUUUAUAGUUGACACUUAAAAAUAAUGUUGAAACAGAGUAAAGGCAUACUGUUUUGAACACAUAUCAAAGUUCACCUCAAGACAUCCAAAAUGUUUUGGUAAACUCCAAAGCUGAAUGCCUAAAUAUACAUGCGAAAGCCAAUAAAAGUCACAAUAGCUGGAUAUAAAUAAAUAAUUAAAUAAAUAAAUACAUAAAUAAGAAAAAGACAACAAAUAAAGUGCCAUUAUAGCCCUCACUUAAUUCUAUAAAAAUAUCUAUAUUUGUAUUUUAUUAAUUUAAAGCUAGCUAGAAACUGUAAUUAAAAAGUCAGUUAAAUGGACAGUCAACACUAAAAUUGUUAUUGUUUAAAAAGAUAGAUAACGCCUUUGUAAUCCAUUCCCCAGCUUUGCACAACCAAUAUUGUUAUAUUAAUAUACUUUAUAAUCUUUAAACUUCUAAAUCUCUGCCUGUUUCUAAGUCACUACAUACAGCCUCUUAUCACAUGUUUUUUUAUUUGCUUUUCACAACAGGGGAGUACUAGUUCAUGUGAGCCAUAUACAGUAGAUAACAUUGUACUCACACCUGUGGGUUGUGGCAGACACUGCACUAAUUGGCUAAAAUGCAACUCAAUAGAUAAUAAAUAGUCAGUCAUGUGAUCAGGGGUCUGUCAGAAGAUGCUUAGAUACAAGUUAAUCACAGAGGUAAAAAGUAUAUUAAUAUAACUGUGUUGGUUGUGCAAAACUGGGGAAUGGGUAAUAAAGGCAUUAUCUAUCUUUUUAAAAAAAACAAAAAACAUUUUUUUAGUUGACUGUCCCUUUAAAACUGAGAUAACAUAAAAAAUAUGUAAAGGUGUGUUCACCUCUGCUUGCAGGUGCAUUAUAAUUCUUCACAUGACUUGUUUGUUUUCACACCCAAGUUCUUGGCAGCAGGAAGCCUUAAAUAUGAGUUCCAAAGCAUAAAGUCUGAGGUCUUUUGAGUGUCACAAUUCCUUUAUAUUCAUUUUUAUACGCGUUUGAUAUUUUAUAUAUGGGUAUGUAACUGUAAAACUCAUACUUGUCUACAUCAACGAUGGUUGUGCCACAUGUGUGGUCAGUAGAAAGGUCUUUUUGUAUUGCUAUACAAAUUGUUCCAGAUCACUGCUUCUAAUUUAAAUCAAACCAUAACCAGCUGAUUUUAUUUUUUGGGUGAUAUGGAUUGUGGAAGACAUUUCUUUCAUACAGGCCCCAUAGAUGUAUUAAAAUUAUAUGCAAUAUUCUGAAUUAAAUUGUCUUUCAAAUGUUGAUGACUAUACCAAAUACAGUAGUAGACCAAUGCUGUUUGUAACACAAUCACACCAUGAUUCUAGUUGUGUGUUUGGAGACUUAGAAUAUUGAUUUAUGUUAUUAAUAAAGUUUUACAAAAUGGAGUGUUGUUUUUGCAUGAAAAUAGUGUGCUUGGAAGUUGGUUUAUAGUCUUGUGAUUAAUUUAAAGUGAAAGUAAAUUUUCACCAACAUACUUAAUGCCAUGGAUUCCUCUUAUAACACUAUGUAGUCGCUGUUUUUUUUUUUAAUUCCUUGUUAUUUUUUUUAUAUCUUAUCGAUAUUAUCGAUUUUUUUACCAUCUCUGAUGUUCCUCUGCCCCGCUCAUUUCCUGGUUUGGCUAUUUUAGAAGUAAGAGAAGCAACAUGUAUUGCGCAUGCGUUAUCAGUGAAAGAUUCCAAAUGAUAAACUAUUACAUACUCAGAUUCCUUUAUAAAUGUAUAAGUGUUUGUAUUUAAAAUAUUAAUCUGAUCGCUUUGUGCAGAUGCUGGUACGUCAAUCACAAAGUUUCCCUAUUGAGGACAAUGCGCAUGCGUGUCUCAUGAAUGCACUUCUAUACAGGGAGUGAAUUCAAUGAGACACGCAUGAGUAGUUGAAGUUGGGGGCGUAUAUUCAUGAUUUUCAGAUGCCACUGGGGGACCAAUAAGAAUCUUUAAGACAAUAUUUGUUAUAUACAAAUAUUUUUUUUUAUCCAGGCAGAGGAACGGCGAUAUACAUAAGCAGAUUCAAAGGUACAAUUAUGACCUAAUUAGAUUAUAUAUAAAAAAAUCAUGAAUUAAACUCAACAUAAUUUUAUAUGUAUUUUAUGUUCCGGCAUAGAGGUGAUUGAUAGUUUACUUUCACUUUAAACACUGCCAUAACUCCACCAUGUGCUCUUAUUUUAAUUAUUAUUAUUAGUAUAAUUAUUUGAAUUAGAAAAUACAAUGCUGCAGACUGACAGUGUGAAUGUAUCAUGUAUGUACUAAGAGCCUAAAACAUUCAUUUUCAGCAUUUGUAACAAUGUAUAGCCAUACACUGAAUAAAGUUAAAACAAAA